This is a messenger RNA of Coffea eugenioides, 2212 nucleotides long. RefSeq names its product 4-coumarate--CoA ligase-like 5. The transcript is spliced from 5 exons. Gene Ontology annotation, molecular function: CoA-ligase activity. The record is from RefSeq and is a predicted model, not a curated record. The coding region runs from base 180 to 1871 and encodes 563 amino acids. NCBI's taxonomy places the organism in Eukaryota, Viridiplantae, Streptophyta, Magnoliopsida, Gentianales, Rubiaceae. Gene Ontology annotation, cellular component: peroxisome.
UUAAACAAAUCAAAGAGAAGCCUAAUCAUGGACUCAAUUCCCACUUUCCACUUACAAGCUCUCUCUAUGAUUAGUAUCACCACUUGCUCCUAGCGAUUUGCAACCACCUCAGGCGGACUUGGGAGAGAGGGAACAGAGAAAGAAAUCAACCCCCUCCAAAAAAAAAAAAAAAAAGAGCAAUGGUGGUGGUGCGAUCGGCAGAUCCUGGGCUGAUGGUCGACCCAAGAAGUGGCUUCUGCAAAGCUAACUCCACCUUCUACAGCAAGCGCAAACCCAUCCCGUUUCCUGCUAACCAUGCUCUGGACUUGACCACGUUCAUUUCUUCGCGUCCCCAUCACGGCAAGGUUGCCUUCAUCGACGCAACCACCGGCGGCCAACUCACCUUCCCCGACUUCUGGAAAGCAGUGGAAUCCGUCUCCACGUGUCUUUCGGAAAUGGGCAUCCGCAAAGGCCACGUAGUCCUCCUCCUCUCCCCCAACUCCAUUUUCUUCCCCGUCGUCAGCCUCUCUGUCAUUUCUCUGGGAGCCGUCAUCACUACCACCAACCCCCUCAACACCGCCCGCGAAAUCGCCAAACAUAUCUCCGACACCAAGCCUGCUCUCGCAUUCACAGUCCCCCAACUCUUGCCCAAACUCGCGGACGCUUCUAACGACAACCACCUCAAAGUUGUCCUCGUGGGAGAAAGAGAAACCCCAUGCGAGAACAGCCUCAGUACUAGUAGCUGUACUGUUAUUGGAAGCUUGGAGGAGAUGAUGAAAAGAGAAGCAAGUCAAGCCCGAGUCAAAGACCGGGUGACCCUAGACGACACUGCAACGCUCCUAUACUCGUCCGGCACCACUGGAGUUAGUAAAGGCGUGGCUUCAUCGCACAAGAAUUUCAUAGCUUUGAUCGAAACUCUAGUUCGCCGUUUCGGAACGAAUGCCCAGGAAGAAAUUUACAUCGCAACCGUUCCCAUGUUUCACAUCUACGGUUUAGCUGCAUUUACCAUGGGUCAUUUAGCCAUGGGCUCAACGGUGGUGGUCUUGUCGAAGUUCGAUUUGGAGGAGAUGCUAUGGGCCGUGCAAAAAUACAGAGCUACUUAUUUGCCGCUGGUGCCGCCAAUUUUGGUUGGAAUCGUUAACAAAGCUGAUGAAAUUAAGAAGACAUAUGACUUGAGUAGUUUGAGGACGGUGCUGUGUGGGGGCGCGCCCCUGAGCAAGGAGAUGAUCGAGGGGUUCGUGGACAAGUUUCCAAAGGUGACCAUCAUGCAAGGCUAUGCUUUGACAGAGUCGACCGGAGGUGGAGCGUCCACGGACACCAUGGAGGAGAGCCGGAGGUACGGGACUGCGGGGCUGCUCUCGCCCAGCGUUGAGGGGAGGAUUGUGGACCCAGAUAGCGGAAGGGCACUGCCGGUGAACCGAACCGGUGAGCUUUGGCUAAGAGGGCCCACCAUUAUGAAAGGUUAUUUCAACAACGAAGAAGCAACGGCAUCAACUCUAUAUUCAGAUGGAUGGUUAAGAACUGGAGAUCUCUGCUACAUAGACGAGGAUGGGUUUCUUUUCAUUGUUGAUAGGCUGAAGGAGCUGAUCAAGUACAAAGGUUAUCAGGUAGCUCCAGCAGAACUGGAGGCCUUGUUACUCUGUCACCCAGAAGUAGCUGAUGCUGCUGUAAUUCCGUUUCCUGAUGAGGAGGUUGGACAAUUCCCCAUGGCAUAUGUGGUGCGAAAAGCUGGAAGCACGAUUUCUGGGGUUGCAGUAAUGGAUUUUAUUGCGAAGCAGGUGGCGCCAUACAAGAGAAUCCGGCGAGUGGCGUUUAUAGCUUCCAUUCCCAAGAAUCCCUCUGGCAAGAUUCUUAGGAAGGACCUGAUCCAACUUGCUACCUCCAAACUUUAAAGCAAUGGGGUUUAUCUUGAAUGAAUUUGUUUCCUGGAUUCUCAAAACACUCAAUACAGAGGAAUAAUUGGGAAUUAAAGCUGAAGAUCAUAUCCUCAAAGUCCAAACAAUCAAUCAAAUGUCCAUUUAAAAACCUCAUGCGUAUGCUGAAGCUCAGAUGUAAUAAUUCUGGAUUACGUUGGCUGAGAAACACAACAGUGCGACCUGCUGCAUAUAAAGUUGUUACUGGAUUUAAUCGAUGAAGUAAAACUUUGGAGCAUUUGCAUUGCUGCUGCUUCCAAGUGCCAUAUUUGCUAAUGAAAGACUUCUUCAGAGCACUCUUGAUCAAAGAAGCAAUAAUC